Eutrema salsugineum is the source of this 1768-nucleotide messenger RNA. RefSeq names its product alpha-L-fucosidase 1. Gene Ontology annotation, cellular component: lysosome. Gene Ontology annotation, molecular function: alpha-L-fucosidase activity. The record is from RefSeq and is a predicted model, not a curated record. NCBI's taxonomy places the organism in Eukaryota, Viridiplantae, Streptophyta, Magnoliopsida, Brassicales, Brassicaceae. Bases 124 to 1656 code for a protein of 510 amino acids. Gene Ontology annotation, biological process: glycoside catabolic process; fucose metabolic process. The transcript is spliced from 3 exons.
AACUGAUUAAUUACACCCAAACUUAAAAGAUUCUCCACAAAAGAUACAACAAGACUCCACUCAAGAACUGAAGAAGACGAAGAAAUCGUAGAAGAGAAAAAUCCACUACAAUCUUCAAGACCCAUGUCUCUAAUCACUCAUUUCUUCUUCUUCUUCUUCGUCUUCUCAAUCGUCUCUUUAUUCAAAAUUUCAAAUUCCACACCCUUAAAACCACACCCACUUCCAAUUUUACCCCUCCCUUCAUCACAACAGCUCCAAUGGCAGCUCGGAUCCAUGGCCAUGUUCCUCCAUUUCGGACCCAACACUUUCACCGACUCAGAAUGGGGCUCCGGAAAAGCCGACCCGUCCGUUUUCAACCCGACCCAUCUCAACGCGACCCAAUGGGUCCAAAUCGCUAAAGACUCAGGCUUCUCUCGCGUCAUCCUCACAGCAAAGCACCACGACGGUUUCUGCCUCUGGCCCAGCGAAUACACCGAUUACUCCGUCAAAUCGAGUCCCUGGAGAGCCGGAACCGGCGACGUCGUGGCCGAACUAGCUUCCGCGGCGGCGGCCGCCGGUAUCGGACUCGGUCUCUACCUUUCUCCGUGGGAUCGGCACGAGGGAUCUUACGGGGAGACAUUGGGGUAUAACGAGUAUUAUCUGAGUCAAAUGACCGAGUUACUUACCAAGUAUGGAGAGAUCAAAGAAGUUUGGUUAGAUGGAGCAAAAGGAAAAGGAGAAAAAUACAUGGAAUAUUUCUUCGAUACUUGGUUUAGUUUGAUCCACCAGCUUCAGCCCGGCGCCGUCAUCUUCUCCGACGCCGGUCCAGAUGUCCGGUAUAUCGGUAACGAAAAUGGAGUCGCCGGUUCAACUUGCUGGUCUCUCUUUAACCGAACCAAUGCCAAAAUCGGAGGCACUGACCCUCUGUAUUCUCUUGAAGGUGAUGGCUUUGGGCAAGAUUGGGUACCUGCGGAAUGCGAUAUAUCGAUCAGACCGGGUUGGUUUUGGCACGCGUUGGAGUCACCCAAACCGGCGGUUCAGCUCCUGGAUAUAUACUAUAACACGGUGGGAAGAAACUGUCUCUUCUUGCUCAAUGUACCUCCUAACUCUUCAGGACUGAUAUCUGAACAAGACAUCAAGGUACUUGAGGAGUUCCGUGAGAUUAAAACAUCGGUUUUCUCGAACAAUCUCGCUCGCAAAGCCGCGGUUAACUCCAGCAGCGUCCGUGGCGGCCAGAGCUCAAAGUUUGGUCCUAAGAACGUUUUGGAAGAAGGGUUAGAUAAGUAUUGGGCUCCAGAGGAGAAGCAGAAGGAAUGGGAGUUGUAUUUUGAGUUUCAAGACUCGGUUAGUUUCAAUGUGUUGGAAGUUCAAGAACCGAUCCAAAUGGGUCAGAGAGUUGCGUCUUUUCAUCUCGAGACGAGGAACAUUGGAAGUGGAAAGUGGACGAGAGUCGUGAAUGGCACGACGGUUGGGUUGAAGAGGCUUUUACGGUUUCCGAGAGUCGAGUCUCGGUCUCUGAAGCUCGUAGUGGACAAAGCCAGGACCGAUCCGCUUAUAUCGUACGUUGGAAUCUACAUGGAUAAGUUUUCGGUUUCGAGUAGAAACUCAUCAAAGAUAACAAUCACAAGGACACUUCAGGAGGAGCAACAACUCAUCUCUGAGAGACUCACCACAUAAAGUGUUGGGUUUUCUUGUAUUGUGCGUUGCACAUCAAUCAAUCAAAGUUAUGUAUUUGACACUAUCCUUGUGAAUUCUAAAGCAAAUAAAAUGAUUAGUUUUGAUUCAGCUA